AUGCGGCAACACGUAGCUAGUGGCUUUCGACUUAAAGAAAACAAGCAUCCUUUUAUAUUCGAAAACGAGAAGGGGCAUGUCUUGGUUAUUGCUUUCAUAACACCAUCUAUCGUUCGUGUCCAAUAUUUGACAGAACUCGAACGAGAAAAACAGAUUAGAGAAGCUGACUGCAUAGUCGACUCUGUAGACGUCAAACUAAGCAAUACAUAUGUGGAUGGUCAACUUUUAACGGAUACGCUUGAACUGAAAACGUCAGACCUUCGUCUGGUUGUCACCUUGCAGCCUGCUUUCCAACUAAAAUGGUAUCCCCUAGAACAACAAGAUACAAGUGAAUUUCCUUUUGCAGAGGAUUUACUCUACAGAGCAUAUGCAUAUGACAAGGCAACAGAUGAUAAAUGGCAUUAUCAGCGAAAAUAUGAUGGUAACCUUUACUAUGGACUGGGUGAGCGCACAGGCUCGUUUAACUUAAGCGGUCGACGAUUCAAACUUGAAAGGCUCGACUGUAUGGGGUAUGACGCGGAAACACAGGAUCCGCUCUACAAGUUUUGUCCAUUCUAUAUAUGUUUAUCGCGUAAAUCAAGGCAUGCGUAUGGUAUUCAUUAUAACAACUUUUCAAAAGCAGAAAUCAAUUUUGGACAAGAGCUUGAUGCGAUGUGGAAGACUUACACAUAUUACCACUCCGAAUCAGGUCCUUUGGACUAUUAUAUGAUAUUUGGGCCAAAGGUUAGCUCCGUAGUUCAAAAAUAUUCAUAUAUCGUAGGCAAGCCUCGCCAUCUUCCUCCUCGUUAUUCUUUUGGAUACCUUGCGUCUUCUAUGGGUUAUGCAGAAUCAGACGAAGCUCAAAAAAAGAUUGAAGAGUUUGUGGAGAAUUGUAAAAAGUACGAUAUACCUUGCGAUGGCAUGCAUUUAUCUUCGGGCUACACAGUGAAUGCUGAUGGUGAUCGUUGCGUCUUUACUUGGAACCACAAGCGAUUUCCAAAUCCAGAAGAACUUUCAAAGAAACUAAAGGAAGCAGGCAUACGAAUAUUUGCAAAUGUAAAGCCGUGGUUACUACAACACUGUCACCCGGAUUUUGAAUUAGUAAAAGCUGAUAAAGGAUUUGUUUGGGACACAGACGAAGAUCAACCGAGUACAGUCAUGCAGUGGAAAGCAGGACCUAAUACCAUAGGCAAAGCUAGUUAUAUAGAUUUUUCGAGUGAAUCGGGUUAUAAUUACUGGAAAUCUCGUUUAAAGACGGAGCUCUUGGAAAAAGGAUAUCUUUUAUGGCUGGAUAAUAAUGAAUUUACUACUGCAGAUGAUGGACACACCUACGCCAACCAGGUAUCCCCAUAUUCUUUUUCGGGAAUGCAUGGCUCUCGUAUUACUGGGCCAACAUUACCUAAAGAAAGAUCAGAAACCAUAAAGGCAGGCACCCCUUUGCAGACGUUAUUGAUGAUUCAGGCAUCGUAUGAAGCACUUCGAGAGCAUGAUCCAGUUCAACGACCCUUUUUGAUUACGAGAUCAGCAACGCCAUAUGCACAACAGCUUGUGUCGCAAACAUGGAGUGGCGAUAACAUGACAAGUUGGAAGACUGUAAAAUACAACAUACCCAUGGGCCUUGGUGCAAAUUUGAGUGCUAUGCCUUAUGGCUAUGGUCAUGAUAUUGGGGGAUUUGCUGGUCCACAACCUGAUCCAGAAAUGCUCGUCCGAUGGGUCCAACAAGGAAUAUUUUGGCCCAGGUUUUGUGUACAUUCGUGGAAUUCGGAUAAUACGAUUACAGAAUUAUGGAUGUUUCCAGAGGUGUUGCCUGUCAUUCGAUCUUCUCUCCAGCUUCGCUAUAGACUAAUCCCUUAUUUGUACACAUUGUACGUGAGAUAUGCAUACUACGAGCAACAGCCUUUAAUACGUCCCGUGUUGUAUGAGCACCAACAUGAUAUCAACACCUAUGAUCAACAAUUUGAAUUUAUGGUUGGACCAUCUUUACUAGUGGCGCCUAUUUAUGAACCAGGCCAGACCCAUAGAGAAGUCUACCUUCCUUCCAAUACAUCAUGGUAUCAUUUUCAAACAGGAACGUAUUAUAAGACUGACCCGAACGCUGGCCAAUGGGUAAAAGUGGCUGCACCUCUCACUGAUGAAGCUGCUCCACUCUUUGUCAAGGAGGGAUCACUCAUAUGUUUUGGGAAAGCAAUGAAAAAUGUUCAUGGCUCUAUUGACGAUGAUCGCCGCGUACAAAUAUUCCCUCGUCGAUUUGGCCACAUGGAUGAUGCUCAUUAUACAAGGGAAACACUCAUAUUAUAUGAGGAUGAUGGAGAGACAUUGUACCAUGAAACUGGUGGUGCAUAUGCAGAAAUUCACAUUUGGAUGGAAGAAAGAGAAACUGAGAUCCAUGUUGGUAUGGAAAUUGUCAAAGACGGGUAUUUUCCUUACUAUGACACUGUUUGGGUUACCUGUCCGAUAAAGAGUGAAACAAGAAAGCUAAUAUUUGAAGUACCAGACGAAGAAUCAAAUGUACUUCAAAUAUUAGCAAGCAGGCAGUUGCCUAGCUUUGUAGAUGAUAAUAGUAACUUGGCAUACUUUGGAAUAAGAUUACCAAAGAGUAGGAGGAAUGCUUGUGAGACAUAA
Molecule: messenger RNA, 2601 nt
Organism: Rhizopus microsporus ATCC 52813
Lineage: Eukaryota; Fungi; Mucoromycota; Mucoromycetes; Mucorales; Rhizopodaceae
Exons: 3
Coding region: 1-2601 (866 amino acids)
Biological process (GO): carbohydrate metabolic process
Molecular function (GO): carbohydrate binding; hydrolase activity, hydrolyzing O-glycosyl compounds
Source: RefSeq, a predicted model, not a curated record